AUGCAUCUUCAACCACCUUUUGGGUCUGGCACUCCAGUACCCGACAACAAACCGAUGGAGGAAACCGAAGCGAGCGUGGGCGAUGUUCCGGAGCGCAUGGCCAUCAUCGGCAUGUCCUGUCGUCUUCCGGGACAAGUAACCACGGCCGAUGAACUUUGGGGAUUGUGCUCGAGAGCCAAAAGCACCUGGUCAGAGGUGCCAAAGGCCCGAUUCAAUGCAGAAUCAUUCCAACAUCCGAACCCAGACCGACCCGGCUCAUACAACGCUGAAGGCGCACAUUUCUUAAAGGAAGAUGUUGGAUUAUUCGACGCGCCAUUUUUCAACAUCACCCUUCAAGAAGCACUUGCGCUCGAUCCACAACAGCGCAUUCUCCUUGAAUGCACAUACGAAGCGCUCGAGAACGCAGGUAUAUCGGCAACCUCAAUCGCCGGCACGAAUGUGGGUGUGUUUACAGGCGCAUCUUACCCGGAUUAUGAAUCCAACAACUCUAUGGACAUCGACUCGAUCCCGAUGUAUUCAGGAACUGGAUGUGCCUGUGCUUUGCAGUCAAACCGCAUUUCAUACUACUUUGAUCUCCAUGGCCCCAGCUUGACCAUCGACACUGCUUGCUCAUCGAGCUUGGUUGCCUUGCAUAUGGCCAGUCAAAGUAUUCGGAAUGGAGAAUGUACCAUGGCAAUUGUCACAGGUUGUCAUUUGAAUUUAUUCCCGCAGGCAUUUGUCACCAUGAGCCGUCAGAGAUUGCUCGGCGAAUCUGGAAAGUCAUAUGCGUUUGAUCAGAGAGCGACUGGAUUUGGACGGGGAGAAGGUGCAGGUUGUAUUAUAUUGAAAUCUUUGGAGGAUGCUGAAGCUGCCGGUGACGCCAUUCGUUCGGUCAUUGUAAACAGUGGUACCAACCAAGAUGGUCGCACCAGGGGAAUUACCAUGCCAAACAGUGAGGCACAAGAGAAAUUGAUGCGUGAAGUCUACAAAGCAGCACGGAUCGAUCCAUCUUCGACCGGAUAUGUGGAAGCACACGGAACCGGCACCAAAGUUGGAGACCCCCUCGAAGCCAAGGCAUUGAAUGCAGUGUUUGGCAAAGGGCGGACACCAAAACAGCCGUUGUUUGUUGGCUCUCUCAAGUCUAACGUGGGGCACCUGGAAGGCGCCAGCGGUAUCGUGUCCGUGAUUAAGACCACAUUGAUGCUGGAACGUGGCUUUGUGCUUCCUAAUGCCAAUUUCGAGAAGCCAAACGAAGAGAUCCCCAUGGAUAAGUGGAACAUGAAGGUUCCCAAGAAGCUCGUUCCGUGGCCUAGAGGCAAGACAUACGCUAGCGUGAACAACUUUGGCUUUGGCGGGUCCAAUGCCCAUGUUAUUCUUGAGCGCGGCCCAGUGCAUGGAGGUGAAGGAUCUACUAAUGAAGAUCCCCUGACUCGGAGGGUGUAUGUAGUGUCUGGUUAUGACAAACAAGCGGCCGCAAAGCUGGGUGAUGAAAUUAUCUCAUACUUGCACCGCCACCCUCCGGUUUUCACAGACAGCUUGAUGGACAACAUGGCCUAUACAUUAGGCCAGCGUCGAACUCAUUUGAAUUGGCGCAUUGCCAUCUCUGCCUCCGUGCAUACAGAGUUGAUUGAGGGCCUGGCAAGCACCAAGGAACCAACUCGGUCCACUGGGGAGCCUACAGUUGGGUUUGUGUUUACUGGCCAAGGUGCCCAGUGGCAUGGCAUGGGUAAAGAACUUCUCCAACGUUACCCGGUCUUCCAAAAAACCAUGAACGAUUUCGAUGCUUGCUUGAAAGCCCUUGGUGCCACAUUUUCUAUAAUUGACGAACUCCAGUUGGAGGACGCAAAUGCAAGCUCGAUUUCCGCAGCAUAUAUGAGUCAGCCAGCCUGCACUGCGGUUCAACUGGGUCUUGUCGAUUUGUUAUCAUCCUGGGGCAUUCAUCCGAAGGCCGUCGUUGGUCACUCCAGUGGUGAAAUCGCCGCCGCAUAUGCCGCGCAGAUUUUGACAUUGGAAGAGUGUGUACGGAUUGCAUACAGUCGAGGUGUUGCGGCAGAUAUAGUCGCAAAGGAUAAGACUAUUCAGGGUGCCAUGUUAGCAGUCGGAGCGAAUGCAGGGGAGAUCCAGCAGAUUUUAGAUGCAAUGCGAGGGCAGCGGGCUGUCAUCGCCUGUGUCAACAGCGACUCGAGUGUUACUUUGUCCGGGGACAGAGAUGUCAUUACUGAUUUGCAGACUGCCCUCGAUAAGGAAGGCAUUUUCACCCGCAAGUUGCAUGUCGAUGUGGCCUACCAUUCUCACCAUAUGCAGAGGGUUUCGCAGCAGUAUCGCUCGCUGCUUGGAAAGAUUGCACCUCGCCUAUCCAGUAUUCCUUUCCACUCAACUGUUCAUGGCAAACUAGUCCCAGGAAGCACACUUGAUGCUUCCUACUGGGUUGACAACUUGGUUUCCCGAGUUGACUUUGUGAAGGGAGUGCAGAGCCUUCUGACAACAACUGACUUGAACGGGAAAAUCGAUACCCUCAUAGAAGUCGGCCCGCACCCUGCUCUUCAGAACCCUGUGAAGGACAUCGUCAAAUCAUAUGAUGCGAAGCGCACAAUGCACUUUGCCCAUACCCUUCAGCGGAAGAUGGAUGGUAUCCAAGCGGUUCAGCAGCUUGCAGUCACAAUGUUCAACCGAGGCAUGAACCUGAACUUCGAGGCGAUCAACUUUCCCAAUUCAUCAACAAGACAGCGCCAAGUUCUUACGAACCUUCCAACAUACCCCUGGAAUCAUAGCGAGAGGUACUGGUUUACCUCUCGAGUGGCGAAGAAUAUCCUUCAUAACCCGUUUCCACGACACGAUAUUCUUGGCACGAUCACUCGGGACAACAUCGAGCUUGAGCCGCGAUGGAGGAACAUCAUUCGCGCAGACGAUCAUCCGUGGGUCAAGCAACACCGAGUUCAGGAUAAUAAUGUUUACCCCAUGACUGGGUUUUUGGCAAUGGCAAUGGAGGCUAUGUCGCAACAGGCACAAGUACAUCACUUGGUGCCCGGAAAAAUCGAACUUCGGGACGUCUCCAUCACUAGCAUGCUUGUCAUUCCUGACAAUGCAUCUGUGGAGACCAUGUUCACUCUGCGACCAUCCCGGGUGGAUUCCGGAAGAUCAAUCCUCGGCUGGCAUGAGUUCAAAGUCUUUUCCUGGGCCGAGAGCCGGGGCUGGGACCAGCAUUGUAGCGGUCUGAUCAUGGUUCACGAAAAGAAGGAAGCAAACCCAGUCAACGGUUCUCAUCAAAAUAGUCUCACGGAACGCGGCAUGAUUCAAAUGCUAGCAGAGCUACAGGCCAUCUGCACCAAGCCAAUUGAUUCAAAGGCCCUCUAUGAGGAUAUCAGCAGCGGCCACGUCCACUAUGGCCCGCUGUUCCAAGGGUUGUCCAACGUUUUCGUCGGCCCUAAGCACCAAGCAAUGGCCAGCUUACACGUCCCAGACACAAAGUCCUACAUGCCUAACGAACGUGAGACCGACUGCAUUGCCCAUCCAGCUACUAUUGAUCUCUGCUGUCAGUUGAUGUGGGCGAUGACAGGUUAUGGUCAACCAGGCCAAAAGCAGACUUACGUUCCCUCUCAUCUUGAUAGUCUCACGCUAUCGUUGGAUCAUAGGCUUAGCGCUGGUACUCCCUUGCAACUUUUUGGAUCUCGUUCCGGAAUGGACAUGGUUAGCAUGCCCGAGAAUAACCGCAUUAUUGCUACCAGUGCGAACAGCAAUGAUGUUAUUUUGGACCUAAAUGGAAUGACCCUUGUACCCAUCUCCAACGACAAUCGAGGAAACAAGGACAAUGCUCCAGAAUCUAUGUGCUACAAGAUACACUGGGAACCGUGCUUUGAGUUCCUAUCGGCUGAGGGUUACCAACGGCUGCCUCGUGGCCAGGUAGAUGACGGGAAGGGAGGACAGAGAGCGCAGAGCUUGCAAACAGCAUCAGUUCAUUGGCUUCGGGAGGUACUUAAAGCCGUCCCCGAAGAAGAAUUCUCAACACUUCAAAGUCACCACCAGAAGUUUUAUCGCUGGGCGCAGAAGACAUGCCAAGAGGCUCCUAUGUGUGAGAUGUCACCUGAGGCAAUUGAGGAGGUACGAAAUUGUAAUGGUGCUGGGAGGCUGACAUGCUAUGUUGGCGAGCGGCUUCCCGAUAUCCUUCGUGGAAAGCUCGACGCGCUCACGCUCAUGCUUGAGGAUGACCUGCUCGAAGAGAACUACAAAGACCUGGACAAUCUUCGCGAGUCUUAUGUUCAUGCAUCUGUCUGCGUUGACAAAAUGGCCCAUCAGAACCCAAAUCUAAAUAUCCUUGAAAUCGGUGCUGGAACUGGAGGUGCUACUCUACCUAUCUUGGAAAGCCUGGGUGGCCGCGAGCCAGGAUCUACGCCAAGAUUCAGCAACUACACCUAUACCGACAUUUCACCCGGUUUUUUUGAGAAGGCCAAGAGCAAGUUCGAAGCCUGGAGCCAUCUCAUGACCUACCAAACUCUCGAUGUAUCGACCGACCCUAUGGCUCAGGGAUGCAAGCCUGGUACUUACGACCUGGUUGUAGCCUGCAAUGUUCUACAUGCGACUUCUAACAUCAAUCAAACUAUGGCGAACAUCCGCUCUGUCAUGAAGCCUGGCGGCAAGAUCCUACUGAUUGAAGAGACUAAGUCCUCAGCCGUGCACUUCCCAUUCGCUCUUCUAACCGGAUGGUGGCUUGCGAAUGACAAGAUCCGGCCGGAUGGACCACUUCUUACGGAGGAGGGAUGGUCUGAUGUCAUGAAAGCAAAUGACUUUACUGGCGUCGAGCUUUCUAUCCAAGCAUACCCAGGCGCUUCCUACCAGACUGGGUCCGUCAUGCUGUCGACAGCUAAUGUCACGCAAACAGGCCCCACAAACCCCGGAGACAUUGUCAUCAUAGGCAGUGAUUCUCUCGGCAGUCUGUCAUCUUUGAGUCUUGAAGCUGGCCUCGAAGAGAUUACGAAUGUGGUGCCAACUAGUGCCCCAGAUUUGAGCACAGCCGAUGUAACAGAUAAAUGGUGCAUCUUCUUGGGUGGCAUGGACAGGAGCAUUCUCUCUCAUCUUUCCCCAGAGAGCUUUCAGGAAUUCCAGCGCCUUACAAGUCGCGCAAGAGGUAUACUCUGGGUCGUUCGUCACACAAAAUCAGACCCCCAAUCUCUUGGUUCCAACAUGGCUAUUGGAUUGGCGCGAACUGUUCGCUCUGAGACCGGCCUCCAGUUUGCGACUCUGGACUUGGGAGAGAGGGAGAGUAUCCCCGAUGCAGAGGCUGUGAACCACAUGCUCAAGGUGUUCGACAGUAUCUUCUGUCAUAAAUCGAAGCUCAACCAAGGCGAUAUGGAAUUUGUCAUUCGCGACGGGCAUGUUUGCCUGCCACGACUCCUUGACAACCAUGUUCUCAACUCGAGCGUCCAACUCGAGACGGCCGAUGCUCCUCCACAGAUGCAGCUAUUUAAGCAAGAUAGAGCACUCCGACUUACUGCUGGACAGGGUCGAGUGCUGGAUGAGCUGCAUUUCACUGAUGACGCCUCGCGAGAUACGCCGCUCCCUGAGGACUAUAUCGAAAUUCGAAUCCAUGCUACUGGACUCAACUUCCGAGAUGUCUUGAUGGCUAUGGGCCAGCUGCGCGGCGAUAAGCUUGGCCAAGAGUGCAGUGGAAUUGUGUCCAAGGUCGGAGCUGCUGUAAGAGACUUCAGCGUUGGAGACCGCGUGAGUGCCAUGGCUCCAGGAUCACUCUCGACGUUCACACGCUGUCAUUCCUCAUCGGCGUGGGUCAUCCCGUACGAUAUGUCCUGGCAGGUUGCAGCAUCUAUUCCUGCUGUAUUCACAACGGCGUUCUAUUCUCUCAUUGAACUGGGUCGAUUGGCCGAAAAUGAGAGUGUUCUUAUUCAUGCGGCCGCUGGUGGAGUCGGACAAGCAUCCAUCAUCAUCGCCCAGAAGAUUGGUGCCAAGAUCUUCGCAACUGUUGGCAGUGUUGAGAAGAAGAACUUCCUGAUGAAGACCUAUGGUCUGAAGGAGGAGCAAAUAUUCUAUAGUCGUGACACUUCUUUCUCUCGAGGUAUCCUGAAUGCUACUGGUGGAGAGGGCGUUGAUGUUGCCUUAAACUCGCUCAGUGGAGAUGCUUUGCAAGCCACGUUUGAAUGUGUCGCUCCAUUUGGACGAUUCAUUGAACUGGGCAAGCGAGAUAUUAGCCAAAACUCGCGACUGGAAAUGGCUCACUUCAACCAAAAUCUAACCUUUUCCUCAGUGGAUUUGGGUGUUGUGAGGGAGAAGAACCACAGACUGACAAGGAAAUUGAUGCGCGAGGCGUUUUACACAUUUGCCAGUACGAAUGCUCAGUCGCGCUGGCCUAUCACCGUCAUGCCAAUCUCUGAGGUUGAGAGUGGAUUACGAGCUUUGCAGGGUGGCCAAGUCAUUGGAAAGUUGGUUGUGGAAAUGACCAACGAUGCCAAGGUCAAGGUCCACCCGGCAAGGAAGGAAGAGAAGCUACUUCGCCCUGACGGUACCUAUAUUGUUGUGGGAGGUACUAGCGGAAUUGGACUCGAUCUCGCCAGUUGGAUGCCCCAAAAAGGAGCAAAACACAUUGUCCUUGCCUCCAGGAGUGGUGCUUCCACUGAGGCCGCUCAGCAAGCUAUUCAUGAUCUCACCCGUCAGGGCGUUAUCGUGGAAGUUUGCCGAUGUGACAUUUCUAACCCGCAAAGUGUCGAACAAAACAUGGUUCCACUACUAAGCCGACUGCCACCCGUUCGUGGUGUUGUCUACGGUGCGAUGGUUCUUAGAGACACACUAUUCGAAAAGCUCACGCACGAGGACUACGAGGCUGUCAUGAAGCCAAGAAUCCACGGAAUUUGGAACUUGCAAAACAUCUUGCAGAGCGCCAGCGUGAAAUCGAGCUUAGAUUUCUUUAUCACAUUGUCGUCUGCUGCCAGUUUUGUUGGUAAUCUCGGUCAGUCACCGUACGCCGCCAGUGGAACCUACAUGGCUGCGUUAGCCGCCUACCCCCAGGUCGCAGGCAUCCCAUGCACAACAAUCGACCUCCCAGUCGUGCGUGGUGUCGGGUAUCUGUCAGAUGAUGCCAAGCGCGAGCUUAUCACCGCUUCACUGGGAACAGAAUCCAUAGACGCAACCAACAUCCGUGGCCUCGUCGCUGCAGCAAUGCGAAACGAGAUGCUGGAGACCUGCGAAGGUCACUGCGUCGUUGGCUUCGACGGCGUCAAGAGGACACCAGUCUCCGAACAGCCAUUCUGGAUCCACGAUACCAAGCUUUCCCAACUCCUCCGUUUAUCCACAUUGGCAGGAUCUGGUGGCCCAGCUGACGCAGGUGCAUCCAACGACCAGACAUCACCAGCAAUGGCCAUCCGCCAAUGUCAAAGCCGUGAAGCUGCCGAGGCUAUUGUGGUCACUGCAUUAGCAGAGAAGAUCUCCAGUAUUCUCAUGCGGCCCCUGGAGGAAUUGGACCCCGCAGCUCCGGUUACGGUUUACGGUUUGGACUCGCUUGUGGCGAUUGAGAUCAGAAACUGGAUUACGCGAGAGUUCGAGUCGAGUAUGCAGGUACUUGAGAUUCUUGCUGGUGACUCCCUGCCUGCUCUUGCCGAGCAUAUUCUGAGGAAGUCGGGAACAAUCACUCCCAAGGUGAAGACGGAGUGGGGGCUUGAUGUUCCAGAAUCACGGGCCAUUAAAGUUUGA
This is a messenger RNA of Penicillium pulvis, 7671 nucleotides long. RefSeq names its product type I polyketide synthase. Gene Ontology annotation, biological process: secondary metabolite biosynthetic process; fatty acid biosynthetic process. The coding region runs from base 1 to 7671 and encodes 2556 amino acids. Gene Ontology annotation, molecular function: oxidoreductase activity; fatty acid synthase activity; phosphopantetheine binding. The transcript is spliced from 6 exons. NCBI's taxonomy places the organism in Eukaryota, Fungi, Ascomycota, Eurotiomycetes, Eurotiales, Aspergillaceae. The record is from RefSeq and is a predicted model, not a curated record.